Molecule: messenger RNA, 2079 nt
Organism: Caenorhabditis bovis
Lineage: Eukaryota; Metazoa; Nematoda; Chromadorea; Rhabditida; Rhabditidae
Source: the annotation of a GenBank genome assembly
AUGACGACAAGCGGAUCAUCCAGUACAUCACUAGCCGAUCGUGUACUAUUUCCGGAAAUCCGCCGAGAAGAUAUUGAUUUAGGAGACCAAUUGGGCACUGGCACUUUUGGUGCCGUGUUUAAAGGCACAUGGUCGAGACCGAACGGCCAAAUUGUAAUAGUUGCACUUAAAAAAGUGUUUGUACUCGAGAAGGAGGCGGAAAUUUUAUCGAAAAUUCGCCACAAGAAUAUCAUUCAAUUUUACGGUGUUUGCAAAUCCACCGGAAGCGACUAUUUCAUUGUUACCGAAUGCGCAGAAAACGGCUCACUUUAUGACUAUAUUCACAACGAUUCGUCGGAAAAUGGAUACUCGUUUGAAUUUGUCAUCAAAUGGGCAAAAGAGAUUGCCAACGGUAUUCAAUACCUUCAUUAUGACGCCGUAGAUACCAUAAUUCAUAGAGAUCUGAAAUCGAAAAACGUGGUUCUCGACGCGAAAUUGAUAUGUAAAAUAUGUGACUUCGGCACUUCCAAAGAUCUUACGCACUCGUGUACAGCGCCGUCUUGGGGCGGCACCGCCGCAUGGAUGAGUCCGGAGAUGAUCCUCCAAAACGAGAAUCUGACGACGGCGACCGACGUGUGGAGCUAUGGUGUUGUGUUGUGGGAGAUUCUGUCGCGAGAAGUGCCGUACAAGGAUUACAAGGAGUUUCGAAUAUUCUCGAUGAUCACACAGAACGGCAUCACGUUGGCGAUACCGGAGAGUUGUCCGCAGCCGUUGAAACAAAUCAUGACGGAUUGCUGGAAAAUGAAUUCGAAAGAGCGUACGGGAAUGCGUCGGAUUCUCGCGGAUCUCGAGCGCAUUGAGAAGAACGCCGCGUCGAUGAGCGAAUGCGGCCAAUUCAUGGACCACAACGACUGGAAAUCGGAGAUCGAGAAGCAGUACAAACGAAUGGAGCAGAUGAAACGCGAGUUGGAGAAGCGGAGAGAGAUGCUCGAGUUGCGCGAGCGCGCGUUGACGCGACGAUUCAAUCUUGAGCACGCGAUUAUAGCGUCGAGUCGCCGUCAGCCAGAAGACGUCCAACAAUGGAGCGAGCAUCACACGUCGUAUUGGAUCGAGACGGUGUUGUCGAGAGUCGAGAGCGACGCGAAGUUCGUCGAGCGAAUCAAAGCGGCCGUGUUCAAGCAUCGCAUCACCGGCGCUCGAUUAUUGGAGAUGACGAAGAACGAUCUCGAGUUCAUCGGCAUCCACAAAUUGGGCUCGCGAAUGGGUUUGAUGAGGGAAAUUGAGAAAUUGCGCGAGACGCAAAAUGUGAUCUCGAAUUUUCCGACACUUCAGCAGGCGAGAAAAAUCGAGAUGAAGCUGAAGACCGAAAAAGAGACGGCCGCCGUUUUUGGGCCGCACGACGUCACCAUCGCGAUCAUCGUCGGAAUGUACAUUCGGCGAGUGUCGGGCGAUCGGCGAAAAUUCAAAAUCUACGUGGAUUCGGAUUGGGCCGACGAUGUCGAUGAGUACUUCGAGGGAUGUCGAGGCAAUCAAUCCACGACCGCCUCAUUCAUGAAGUCGGUGUGCUUCUCAAUCAUCGACGAGCAUUCAAUGAGGCCGAUCGUCGAGCCGACGUGCGCGGUUCCGACAGGAAUGGCUUGCACACAAGACUGGAUCAUUGUCGAUGAUCCGGACGAUGUGCGGAUCAAGUGUCUCGUCAAUAUAUGCUUCGCCGACGCGGUGACCGAGCCGCGCAAUUCGGAGAUCGUCGUGCAGCUCACCGCUUUGGAGACGUGCGAGAUUCUCACCGAGAAGGUGACGACACUGAAGUUGCGACGAACGUCGACGAGCUCGUCGAGCCUAUCGUCGCCGGGCUCCGUCAACGGAUUUCAGCACGCAACGAGCUCGCCGCAACUUCGCGGGUUUUGGCACCGGAAGGCGCACGGAUCGAGGCACGGACUCACCGAAUUCGAGUUGUCGAGCCUCCAGGAGAAUAUGUUGGGCCAUUCUGAAGAUCAAUCUCCACCGGGUCGAGGACGAACGAAACGAUCGACGACAGUGCACGGCGGCAAUGACAAAUGGAAGUGGAAGGGAAAAGGCGAGAAGCCGAAAUUUUUCUAA